AUGCGGGGCGAUAAGGUAGUCCAAUUGGUGAAGCGGAUGGCGGACGCGGGCAGGAAACGCGUGUUGCUGGCCGAUUUCCCGAAAUUGCCGCUGGAUGAUGGGUUGUUGAAGAAGUUGCAUGAAGAUUCGGUCGACUGGGCACAUGCGAACGGUUUGGUGAUGAGAACGCGCGAGGCGAAAGAUCGAAGUGAUAUCUGCAUGUCGGCGCCAUUCUCCCUUCUGCCAUCGCCAUUCCCUCGAGAGCUGUUCGCCCACGCUGAAAAAGUUCAAAAUGAUAUAGCCCGACUUUACUUGGGUCUGGCUCACGAGCGUGAUUUUCUCAUCAAAUGCCAUGAAGCCGUUGUGAAAACCGAUGAAUUCACCGGCAAAAUGGUUGAAAUCUACAAGAAAGUCUUGGAUGGAGGCCUCGCCCAAACGUUUACCCUGGCAAUCCAGCGAUCUGACUACAUGGCGCACAAGGAUACGUUUAGCAAGGAGCUGACGCUGAAGCAGAUUGAAGUCAACAAUAUUGCGUCCAGUAUGGGAGGGCAUGCCGAAAGAGUGACGAAAUUGCACAGGCGACACCUCGCUGAACUCGGGUACACGGAGCAAGAAAUCGAAUCAGCAUGCCCCAGAAAUGAACCGAUUGCCAUGAUUGGAGAAGCACUAUUUACAGCAUGGAAAACCUAUGGCAAAAGCGAUGCAGGCAUCCUAGUAGUCGUCGAAAACGUGAACCAAAAUCAACUCGACCAACGCCAUGUCGAAUACGAGCUCGAAAAGCUCGGGAUCGGCUCGUCGCUGGUGCAUCGUCGAAAUCUGACGCAGUGCCAUGAAACGCUCGCACUCGAUUCUGAAAAGCGUUUGAUGCUCGAUCAGAAGCAUGAGAUAUCAGUCGUCUAUUUUCGAGCGGGUUAUUCGCCCGACCACUAUCCCACUGAUGCUGAAUGGGAUGCUCGACUGCUGAUGGAACAAUCUGCUGCUAUCAAAACGCCAUGGAUCGGCCUCCAGCUGGCCAACACCAAGAAAGUGCAACAGGUACUCGCUGAAGAUGGCGUGCUCGAGAGAUUUACACCCAAUCCUCGAACUGCCGCCGCUAUCCGCAGCACGUUCGCCGGGCUGUGGGCCCUCGAAACCACCGAGCCGGCCAUCCUGAAAAUUAUUGCUCACGCCGAGAAGAGCCCCGAUCGCUACGUGCUCAAGCCACAGUUGGAGGGCGGCGCCGGGAACUAUUAUGGCGAUGAGAUAGCUGAAAAAUUAAAAACUCUUUCCGUCGAUGAAAAAGCUGCGCAUAUUUUGAUGGAAAAACUGGCCCCAGAAGUGGUGCAGAACUACCUCGUGCGAGCUGAGCAUCCAAUUGUGUUGGCUGAAUGUGUUGGUGAACUCGGCAUUUACGGAUAUGCCUACGCAGAGCUAGACGGUGAGGUCACGGCCCGAACCGGUGGCCAUAUUCUACGCAGCAAAGGCAAAGAUGUCAAUGAAGGAGGUGUUGCCGUCGGAGCCGCGGUCAUUGAUAGCCCCUUCUUGUACGAUAUGAUCUCCGACUCCGAUCGCACCCAA
Messenger RNA from Mesorhabditis spiculigera, 1536 nucleotides. NCBI's taxonomy places the organism in Eukaryota, Metazoa, Nematoda, Chromadorea, Rhabditida, Rhabditidae. The record is from the annotation of a GenBank genome assembly.